AUGAAAAAGCUCGCCGUUGUCGCGUUUGUCAGCGGCUCUCUGGCCGCCUUUUUCGAGGCGUCCGGCCUUUCCGCGCGGGAUUCUGCCGCGGUUGCUUGCUCCGACGUCGGCCGCAAGACUUGCGGCGCCGUCUGCAUCGAGCCGUCGGACACGUGCUGCCCCGACGGGUCGGGCGGGUGUCCGGCCGGUUCUGUCUGCUGGCUGGGGGACAACGACAGGUACGGCUGCUGCGUGGCCGGGGAGACGUGCGAGGGCCCGGGUGGCUCCGACAUCACGACCGUCGCCGCUCCCGGGGCAACCGACGCGAGCGCGGGGGAGACGGGUGCCGCCGAGGCCACGGAAUCGCCGCCGGCAGCCGGCUCUGGCUCUGGCUCCGGCUCCGUUGGCACCGCGACUGCCGCCCCGAAGGCGACUGCGAACGCGACUGCGAACGCCAGCGUUACGCGGGCCGCUCCCACCGCAUUGAGCCCUUCCGUUACGGCUGGCGCCGCGGCCAAUGGCCUCGCUGGCUCCGGCUUGCUGGGCGUCGUGCUUGUCGUUUUGUCUGCUCUUGUUUAG
This is a messenger RNA of Metarhizium album ARSEF 1941, 558 nucleotides long. RefSeq lists its product as uncharacterized. The record is from RefSeq and is a predicted model, not a curated record. NCBI's taxonomy places the organism in Eukaryota, Fungi, Ascomycota, Sordariomycetes, Hypocreales, Clavicipitaceae. The transcript has a single exon. Bases 1 to 558 code for a protein of 185 amino acids.